UUCUAUUCCUUCUAUUCCCAGUCUGAUGUGCUCAGUGAGGCAUUUAGAGCUUCUUGUCUUUACUUUAUGAUCUUUAAAACAGCACGUUAAUAUCUUAAAUAGAUGUGGUGUUAUUUUGAAUCUCUUAUGGUAUCAUAUUUUAUAUUCCUAUUGGUGCUUUAAGCUGAUCUGUGUUUCUCAGAUCGACUUUAUUCUACUUAUGUUCCCCGUCAUAUUAUCCCUGUAUGUGUGUGUGUCGCUGUAUUGAGAUACUUUAAUGUAUUUUAAAUCCCUUUAACAGUUUGUUUUCAAACGUACUUUGAAUAUUUUAAGGUUUUAGUUGUAUUAUCUUUGACGAUGUGUAUUGGUAUUCUAAAUUGUUAAUGUAUGAGUCAUUUAUAAAGGGUUGAAUUUAAGUGAAUUAAGGUGUAAAUGUAUACAUUAAAAAAAAACACAUUAUUUACACAGUUAUGUUAAGAAGUUGAUCUCAGUGUUCCCACCUGGUACCGAUCUGGUCCAGUGGGCAGCAGUGAUCGGAACACAUGCACUUACUGAUAUAUAAGAGGUAUAACGGGACUAUAAUGGGAGACCUUUCCCCUCACAUCACCUCAACAAUGAGCCUCUGUGUGAGCGGCCUUCAGCACCAGCUCACUGGAUCCUAUCUAAACCUGUGUGUGUUUGUUCUACAGAGGGGCCCGGUCGGUCCCAGAGGCCCUCAGGGGCCAGCCGGUGUAGCAGGCGUGCCCGGAGUGGACGGCAUCGAUGGCGACAGAGGAGAAGACUCCACGGUGGACGGCGGACCAGGCGCUGACGGUGAUAACGGCGCUGACGGAGCUGCAGGAGCUGCAGGCCUUCCAGGAGCAGAUGGACCCGUCGGACCUCCUGGAGAUUCAGGCACAAUCGGCCUCAAAGGACCAAAAGGAGAUAUUGGAGCACGUGGACCUUCCGGAGAGCCCGGUGUCGGACCUGAUGGGCUGGAUGGUCUUCCGGGGACAGACGGGCUGCCAGGUGAACUGGGUAAAGUUGGACCAGCUGGAGCGAGAGGGAAGAGAGGUCCAGUGGGUCUUCCUGGUUCUGCUGGUCAGCGGGGUCCUCCGGGCGUGUAUCAGGGCGAGGACCUGUGUCCUAACGCCUGUCCCGCUGGUCUCAAUGGACAUUCUGGUCUCCCCGGCAUGAAGGGACACAAAGGAGUUAAAGGUGAAUCUGGUGAACCUGGAAGACAAGGACACAAGGGCGAGGAGGGUGAACAAGGACUGCUGGGUGACGUUGGAGCUCAAGGACUACCGGGCCCCGGUGGAGCGAGAGGCCUCCCAGGAAUAACCGGCUCCAAAGGUGACCGGGGAGCUCGUGGGAAAGCAGGAGAUGGAGGUCCUCGGGGAACCCAGGGAGGCCCAGGCGAUGCGGGUCAAAGAGGAGCCAUAGGUGAGCCCGGGCCAGCGGGGGUGCAGGGCGACGGAGGUCCAUCUGGAAUCAGAGGAGUCCCGGGGCCAAAAGGAGGGCCGGGCCUCGCUGGUCCAGAUGGCCGUGAGGGAAUACCCGGGCUGCCGGGGUCCAAGGGUAUUACAGCUAAAAAUGGGGCUCCAGGUGAUGCCGGCCCACAAGGACUUCCUGGUUUACCAGGCGCUUAUGGACAGAAAGGAGUCAGUGGUGCAGCGGGUAACACAGGUGAUCCAGGUGUUGUAGGACUGAUGGGGUCUCCAGGGAAACAAGGCGAGCGUGGCGAGCAGGGCGAGGUGGGACCGGUCGGACCCAGAGGAGGACCGGGAGGACGAGGAGAGAGAGGACCUGACGGGCCUCGAGGAUCACCAGGAGCCAGGGGAGGUAAAGGAGACCUGGGUCUUCCAGGACUUCCUGGUCCUGCUGGUUAUCGUGGUCAGAAUGGCGACCGGGGUGCAGUCGGUCUCGAUGGUCCAACGGGAGACCAGGGAGCUGCAGGAGCUGAAGGAACACCAGGAGACGGUGGAGACCUGGGUGAUCAAGGAGAACCAGGAGAGAAAGGAUCGACCGGCCCGCCAGGAGAGACGGGGAAUAAAGGACCCGAGGGCGGCCGAGGCCAGCAGGGGAAAGAGGGCAAGUCGGGCCAACCGGGACCACGCGGCAUGCAGGGCGACAUGGGGGUACCGGGCCUGCCGGGGUCGCAGGGACCGGCGGGAAAAUCACCGACUGAUACACACAUCAAACAGGUGUGCAUGAGGGUCAUGCAAGAGCAGCUGGCCCAGCUAGCAGCUAGCCUGAGAAGGCCCGAGUCAGGCAUCUCCGGGCUACCCGGUCCCCCCGGCCCCCCUGGACCUCCGGGACCCACCGGAGAGAACGGUUUCCCCGGACACACCGGAUCACGAGGACUGCCCGGUCUGAAGGGUCCGGCUGGGUUGAUGGGUCGCAAAGGACCCAAAGGUGACCAGGGGGACAGAGGGGACAGAGGACCGACAGCGAGAGGAACCAAAGGAGCGCCCGGUGCACCCGGUCUACCAGGUGAACACGGGCGCCCGGCGUACGGUAAAGACGGUCGUGAGGGAGAGCGAGGACCCCGCGGUGUCCCCGGUGCUCUGGGCGUUCCCGGGCCCCCCGGUCCCGCCGGCAUGAACGGUUACUGCGAGUCGUCGCAGUGCGUCCUGCCCAUGGUGGCGUCGCCGGUCUCUGCUAAAGACUCCAGCAUGAAGGGCCCCAGCGACAUGUGAAGAGACUGGAGGAGAAACCACAGCUCCAUGGAACAUCUGGGAAUAUCUGGGAACAUCUGUCCAUGUUUGUCUUUGUCUUUAAUUUGGUGAGCUCAUCUGUAACGUGAUUUAGUUCUCUUGAAGCCAUCUCAACAUGAAGGUGGACCCCGAACAGCUUCUGAAACUCCGUCACAGAGAAAGUUUCAUGUUACCUCACGCUUCGUUACGUUACGCUUCGUUACGGUUCGUUACGGUUCGUUACGCUACAUUAUGCUACGUUCUGUUCCGUUCCGUUCCGUUCCGUUCCGUUCCGUUACGCUACGUUACGUUCCGUUACGCUUCGUUACAUCACGCUUCGUCACAUUACGUUGCGCCAUGUUACGCUACGUUACGCUACGUUCCGCUACGUUACACUUCGUUACGCUACGUUACGCUACGUUACGCUACGUUACGUUACGUUACGCUACGUUACGCUUCGUUACGCUUCGUUACGCUACGUUACGCUGCGUUACGCUGCGUUACGUCGCGUUACGUCGCGCUACGUCGCGCUACGUCGCGCCACGUCACGCCACGUUACGCCUCGUUACGCCUCGCUACGCUACGUUACGCUACGUUACGUUACGUUACGUUACGUUACGUUACGUUACGCUACGCCGCCGUCUCUGUACUGUAAAACUAGAGAAGAAGAAGAAGAAGCCCCGGUUGUAUCCGAGCAACGAGACAAGUCUGAACUGUAUGUUUUUCUGUAAAUGUGUCAAUGCUCAAAGUCUCCAGCUGGACGACGACAUUUAGUUUGUUGAUUAUCCACUUUAACCCCCCCGCCUUCCCCCCCGCUGUGCCUCUUCCUCUCCACGUUCGAUGAUGAGUUCUCCGUCAUGACGACUUGUUUCUGUGAUCGGAGGGCGGCGAGGUGUGAAGACCUUUAUAUGACUUCUUAUUUAUUCUAUCAAGGUUCAAGGUGACAUCUCUGAGUUGUACAAAGGAGGAAAUAAAGACAUUUUGAUAACC
This is a messenger RNA of Sebastes umbrosus (honeycomb rockfish), 3644 nucleotides long. It is a transcript of the gene col9a1a, whose product is annotated as collagen, type IX, alpha 1a. The transcript is spliced from 31 exons. Bases 522 to 2657 code for a protein of 711 amino acids. NCBI's taxonomy places the organism in Eukaryota, Metazoa, Chordata, Actinopteri, Perciformes, Sebastidae. The record is from RefSeq and is a predicted model, not a curated record.